AUGUCACAGCCAUUCCACACUCUGACGGCCGUACCUGUCCAGUACACCCUCCUCACGCGAGUCUUUGGGGCCGUCGACUCACCAAACCUCAAAACGAAGCUCGAAAAGUCCUUCAAGGAUCUUAUCGCACCCGUCGAACGGCUGUUCCUCAACGAGGCCGCCGUCACCGCUGCCGUAGAAAAGGCUGGAGUGGAGGUACGAGCCGCCUCGUUUGUCACUUUUUCUACUGAUGCCGCCCAUAUGAAACGAUGGGAGCACUCCGCGGAUAUUCGAGUGAUUGCGCCCGCCGGGCCUGGGAAUCGAGCCAUGGUCGAAGCAAACCUCCAGAGCUUGACCAGAGAUUUCGGCGCCUGCAUGGCAAUACCUCUCCUCUAUGGCAAAGAUUUCCUCAAUCGGUAUCAACAGCUGCUCGAAGACUUUUGGACAUUUGACAACGACUUGUUCCCGUUGUUGAUGAUAGGAAUUCCGCCAUGGGCUCCAUUCGAGAUGAUCAAGCGGGGACGGGCAGCCCAAGCCCGAAUUCUGCGCGAAAUGGAGGCCUUGUACCGGCGAAUUGACCAGUAUCAACGAGGAGAACGCGUCGACUUUGGCGCCGACAUGUCCGACGUCAGCAGCACGGCUUUUGAGCGAAAUAGGGUAUAUGUGAGAGAGGGUUGGUCGUUUACAGAACGCGCAUGGGGAGACUUUGGCAUGUUAUGGGGGCAAAAUGCAAAUACACACCCUGUGCUUUUCUGGUUGCUGGUCUACGUCUAUUCGACGCCCGGCCUCUUGGAUCGAGUCCGAGCCGAGGUGGCGCCUUACGUCUGCUUAUCCCAGGCAGAUCCCCCCGAGAUCACGUCGAUGGACCUGUCCGCCUUGUCACGCAACUGCCAGCUCCUGAAGGCUAGUAUAUUCGAGACAUAUCGGCUGGUGAACGAGCCCACGUCGAUACGAUAUGUUACGAGGCCAAUGACUGUCAACGAUGGCGAAUUCAAGCACCAACUUCGAUCCGGCAUGUUUGUAUCUGCACCGCUUUCGCUGAUCAACCGAGACCCGUUGGUAUUUUCAGACCCAGAACGCUUUAUCCCCGAGCGCUUUCUCGAGGUGGACUCGGAGACUGGUAAAUCUGUAGCGCGGUAUGGCAGACUGCGGCCGUGGGGCACUGGCCCGGCCAUGUGCAAAGGGCGUACGUUUGCAGAAAGGGAGAUCAUGUCUUUGGGUGCAGCUAUUAUUAGCAUUUGGGAUAUUGCUCCUGCAAGCGGGACGUGGGAGUUGCCUGCUAUGAUACCUGGGACUGGGGUGAAGAAGCCAGAAAAGGAUGUUCGCGUGGUGAUUUCGAGGAGAACUGUGUGA
Messenger RNA from Metarhizium acridum CQMa 102, 1332 nucleotides. The record is from RefSeq and is a predicted model, not a curated record. NCBI's taxonomy places the organism in Eukaryota, Fungi, Ascomycota, Sordariomycetes, Hypocreales, Clavicipitaceae.